AGGUGUAACAACUAAUUGAAAUGAGUUUUAGUAACACGUGGUGGAUGCAAUGCGUUGUGUGUCGUGUAGCGUGUAUAAUGCUAUUAACUAUUGUUCUCUUUUGUUUUAUGAGUUGUUAGUCUGUUUUAUCAUUUGAGUAUAGUUGUAUGAGAGGUCUGUAGAGGCGUGACUGUAGACACGCGUCCGCUACAACUCUGUGUGGGAAACCAGGGCGGUGGAAAAAGGUUAUCUUGUCCUGUGUCACUAUACUUUUUGUGAAGAUUUUCAUUAUUUUCAUAUCAGAUGUCGGAUACAAAAACAGAAUCACCGAAGAAAGCUGUACCUGCAGCUGAUUUGGUUAAAAAAGAAGAAAAAAGGAAAUCUGGAAAGCCUAGAAAUUAUGAUCUAGGAAAUGGUGUAUAUAGAUUUAGUCGGUCACGCAUGUAUCAUAAGAAAGCCAUUUACAAGUUUAUUGAUAAAAAAACACCUAAAAUUGUGAAAACUAAAAGACCAUUGACCAUUGAAAAAGAAAUAGGUGGUGACAAGAACGGAGAAAAGCGGAUAGUUCCGUUGAAAAAGAGAUCUUAUUAUCCUACGGCGGAUCCUAUUACUAAAAAACACGCUAAGAAAUAUUUCCGUGAGCAUCGUAGAUAUUUAAGACCUUCUUUAGUUCCUGGAACUAUUUGUAUAUUGUUAGCUGGAUCACACAAAGGGAAACGUGUGGUAUUCCUAAAACAGCUGAAGAGCGGUCUACUCUUAGUUACAGGUCCAUUCCUCAUUAACGGUUGCCCAAUGCGUAGAAUUAAUCAGAACUAUGUCAUAGCGACUUCUACGCGUAUUGAUCUUACCGGAUUCAAAUUGCCGGAACAUAUAAAUGAUGAAUAUUUCAAAAGAAAACUUGACAAACGUGCAAAAAAAGAGGAAGGUGAUAUUUUCAGCAAAAAGACUGAGGAAUACAAGCCCACUGAACAAAGGAAAAAUGAUCAGAAAGUUGUGGACAAAUUUAUUAUAAACAAAAUUAAACAAAAUCGAGACAAAAAAUUAUUAUUUACCUAUUUAUCAGCUAUGUUUGGUUUGCGAAGCAGUCAAUACCCGCAUAGAUUACAAUUCUAAUAUGUAUGAAUAACUAUAUAUGAACUCAUAACAUGUAUGCGAUUUUCUUGAAGAAUAAUAAAAAUUAUUACUUAUCUACAAAACGAA
This is a messenger RNA of Polistes dominula (European paper wasp), 1179 nucleotides long. RefSeq names its product large ribosomal subunit protein eL6. Gene Ontology annotation, biological process: ribosomal large subunit assembly; cytoplasmic translation. The record is from RefSeq and is a predicted model, not a curated record. Gene Ontology annotation, cellular component: cytosolic large ribosomal subunit; ribosome. Gene Ontology annotation, molecular function: RNA binding; structural constituent of ribosome. Lineage: Eukaryota; Metazoa; Arthropoda; Insecta; Hymenoptera; Vespidae.